AUGAACCACAAGAGCGAAGCAUCUGAGUUGUUGAACCCGAACUAUACGCACAUGCAGCCUGCUCUACAGAAAAAUCGCAAUGGCGACCCGUAUUCCGAGCCAAGACAUACUACAAUGACGAAAAUGAGCGAUCAGAAAAUGGUCAAAGCAUUCGGCUUUCGAUUUCAGAACCAAACCAGGACAGUACUCAAGAACUCUCACUCUCAUAGUACACAGGAGGUGUCCAAUACGAGCGAGAUCGAGACUUACACUUUCGGACACAGCAGCUUUUCCUACAGGAUAGAACUGCAUUGGUCCAUGAGCACGUUGAGUCCUAUGGUCUAUGCCCUCGCUGUCCGCCAUGCGCUACCUGCAGAUAAAGACAUAAAGCUAGUGGAUAAGAUGUUGAGAAUUAUGUCCUAUGGAGACUUGCCAGCACUGCAAGACUUACUGUCCACCAGAACAAUCACCCUAGGCAUCAUGCUUGGGGAUAGGACGCUCUUUGAGUCGGCAGCCGUUUGCAGCCAGCCGUCUCUUUGCCGCUUCCUCGCCCAACAAAAUCUUGAGUUAUGCCUAGAUGAGAAGCCGGAUCACUGGGCCGGGUUGAUGGUUGAUACAUCUUCUAAUAACCGGCGCCGUCUUUUUGAAACGGAUGAAAUUGUCCAACUUACACAAGUACCCAGGCUUAUGAGAUUUAGGCCACUGGCCAGCUGCAUUUAUGAUCUAGAGUCUCUGGUUGUCUUCUACAAUCGGUGCAGAGUGCCGGCCCUGGAUGAAAUGGAGAAAAAUGCUUUCCUCAAUGCUGUCUGGGACAUGGCAGUUUACCUUUUGCUCGCCCUGCCACUACGUAGUCGACGCUGCCCUUUCCCACUGGCAGUCACAACAAAGAUUGCUGGGUUUGACGUCCCUGUACCGCGCCGAUAUGUCGACCCACACAGCAGAGCAUACGAAGUCAGAAACGAGUUCAAAAAAUUUGGCCCGCUUCUCAAAGGCGACGUUUGGCUCGAGCAAUCAAGCUUCGUGCUAAAUAUAGAAAACGCGCAUGGUCAGCAGCACGUUGCGAUGAAAUUUUGCCAAGUCUUUGAAGAAAACGACGAGGAAUGGCCAUUUGUUCUCAACUUUAUACGCGAUUAUGAUGCAGCCGGGCGACACCCUUUUAAUUGGAACAAUCGAGGGCCCCCAGGCGAUCCUUCUGCAGGUUUCCUAUACGCCAGGGAAUUCAUGCAGGAGAGGUUCAACAGAAAGCAGAUGAAAAAGCUCUAUCGAUCUGGAUAUCUCAAGAGGGAAAACCGGCCGUUGAAGAUACCAGAAGCUUGGCCAGAUUCCGAUUGGUAG
Colletotrichum godetiae is the source of this 1314-nucleotide messenger RNA. RefSeq lists its product as uncharacterized. The record is from RefSeq and is a predicted model, not a curated record. NCBI's taxonomy places the organism in Eukaryota, Fungi, Ascomycota, Sordariomycetes, Glomerellales, Glomerellaceae. Bases 1 to 1314 code for a protein of 437 amino acids. The transcript has 5 exons.